This is a messenger RNA of Exophiala aquamarina CBS 119918, 1935 nucleotides long. RefSeq lists its product as uncharacterized. The record is from RefSeq and is a predicted model, not a curated record. The coding region runs from base 1 to 1935 and encodes 644 amino acids. Gene Ontology annotation, molecular function: oxidoreductase activity; copper ion binding. The transcript has 7 exons. Lineage: Eukaryota; Fungi; Ascomycota; Eurotiomycetes; Chaetothyriales; Herpotrichiellaceae.
AUGCCAUCAUAUCCGCAUUUAAUUGUGUUGCUUGCCUGCUCGGCAGUGCAAACUGCUCUGGGCGCCACUCGUUCUUACAAACUGAUUCUGAAUACAGGCAUUCGAAGCCCUGAUGGAGUUGCGCGCGAAGUGUACCUCAUCAACGAUCAACAGCCGGGCCCCUUGAUUGAAGCUGACGAAGGAGACGAUCUUGAAAUAUUUGUCCAGAACGAUUUACCUGUCGAGACAACAAUUCAUUGGCAUGGUCUUCUCCAGCGCGGGACACCAAAUAUGGAUGGUGUUCCUGGCGUGACCCAGUUUCCAAUCCCGCCAGCAGGUAAUUUCACCUAUCAGUUCUCCACGGCCGGUGAGUACGGAUUUUACUGGUACCAUUCUCACUUUCGAGCCUAUUACGAUGACGCCUUACGCGGGCCGCUCUUAAUACAUCCGUCCCCAUCCCGGCCGCGUCCAUUCGAAAAUCUUGCUCAGAGCAGUUCGGAGUUUGAUAUGAUGUUACAGGCUGAGCGCAGCGGAACCUCUCUCCUGCUAGCUGAUUGGUAUCAUAAGCUCUCUGAUAAGAUAUAUGAUGAAUAUUUCACGACUGGUGCGUUUCCUCAGUGCGUCGACAGUCUUUUAGCGAACGGAAAGGGAAGAGUCCAAUGUAUACCCCAAAGCAUACUUCAAGCCGGACCAGGACUGGGCCUUGAAGAAUCUAGCAUCGCCAACGAUCCUCAUGACCCUGACACUAUGCCGAUGGCAAUGGAGCCAUCAAUGACCAGCGGAAUCAACACGGCUUCAAUCUCGAUGGAUACAGCUUCGAUGCCUUCGAUGACAACAAAUGCCAUGUCCAUGAGCAUGCGAAAAAGGUCAGAUCACACUGCAAGCCCGUCAACCGGCACUGCCAUAUCCGAUAUGAGUGCCAUGUCUUCGACAAUGAUGUCUAUGAUGACGACUGGGUCAUCUACGACGCCGGCGGGCACAGAGGACUUUACCAUUAGUACCAUGUCAGAUAUACCGCAAAUGGCUUUAGGGCCACGCGGUUGCAGUCCACCAAUAAUGUUUAGGCCCGGCCUUGACGCGAGUUCGCUUCCACCCGAAACUUGUACGAAUACUACAUCGGAACUCUUCACGUUUACCGCGGACGCAUCUCGUGGCUGGACUGCUCUACAUCUGCUCAACGCCGGAGCUGUCAGCAGACUCAGUGUCUCGUUGGACGGUCAUUCCAUGUUCGUCUAUGCAGCGGAUGGACUGUAUGUGGCUCUUCAAGAGGUUCAGGUUCUGCACAUCUCCAUUGGCCAGCGCUAUUCAGUGAUGGUACGGCUUGACCAAAACCCCAGAGACUAUUAUCUAAGAUUUGCAUCCUAUCCCUAUGGCGACAUGCAGCAAGUCAUCGAAGGCCAAGCCAUUUUGUCAUACCAUAAUAUAGCCAAUAAUACGGACAUGACUAUGAUGAGUGACCUUGUCUCGCCGUGGAUGCUCGUCAACGGGUCCGCCACAUUGGGUACUGUCGAACUUGACGACCAGGCCCUUGCUCCCUUCGUGGGCAACACGGCACCAUCCGGGGUAGCCAACGUUACUCGAUAUUUUACAAUCAACCAAACAGACAUAGUGACUUGGGUGGCGAAUGGGGAACCAUUCGCAGAGCCUGCUCGACCAAUUAUCUAUGGCACUGUCUCUGACGGCUGGAGUGCAGCCACCACAAUUCUUACCCCCGCCAACGCUACCGUUGAUAUUGUUAUGAAGGUCGCGAAUGAUUCGAUGGACACGAUGGGCCAUCCGAUGCACCUACACGGCCACAAAUUUUGGUUCCUUGGGGCAGGCGAGGGCGAUUUUCCAUUCCAGUCUGUUACUGACGCACCUUCGACGAUGAUCAAUCUCCAGAAUCCGCCGUAUCGCGAUACAAUCGACUUGCCGGCUUCAGGUUGGGCGGUUAUCAGGUGUGUAGAGAGACUAUAG